UGUCAACAGCUUCUUGUCAACUUUCGCUUUCUCCUGAAAGGCGAAGACAAUGUUGCACCCUAGAAAGGUCAAAUAAGUCGGCCUAAGAACGCAAAAACGCGUUUUUCAAAGUUUUUACUUUGUUGGACAGAAAAAUGGAGAGUAAAACAGGAAACUCCGAAAAGAAGGCAAGAGAAUACGACGUAUUUAAAGAUUCUCUCCUGCGAUAUCUAGGAUAUGCAAAUGAAGUGGGUGAAGCUUUUCGAGUGUUGGUCCCUGUGAGCCUGGUGAGGCUGAGCUAUGUGGUGGCCAGUACCUAUGUCGCAGCGGACUCGGUGGACAAGGGCUACAAGAUGUCCCAGAAAGUCUCUGAUUCUGCCGACUGGUCGUACAAAUGCAAGCGAGUGGGCAUUGCCACGGGAGACACUCUGGUCUGGCAAGGUUUUGCGUCUGUUGCUGUGCCAGGUUUCACCAUCAACCGCAUCUGCUGGGCGUCGCGCCAUGUCCUGUCCCGCGUGGCAAGUCUCCUGGCCCCCGUGCGGAACUGGAGCGUGGUCGCCAUCGGCCUCGGCUGUAUCCCGUUCAUCAUCAAGCCCAUAGACCGAGCCGUCGAUCACGCCAUGGACGCAACCCUCAGGAAGUUGUAUGAGAAUCCUUAACGACAGACUCUUAGCUAGGAUCUCAUAUCAUUCUCUUUUUUAAAAUUUAAAAUUUAAAACAAGGUACAUGCAUUUUAGAUUCCAGUGCAGUUACGUCAUUUUUGACUAACUGAAUGCAAUGUCCAAUAUCAAUGGUUUUGGUUGACGAGUGACCAACAUUUAUAUUUCUUAGGAGGUAGAAGAUAACUGGAAUUUUGUAUCUUUACUUUUGGAACUGUUUUUAGAGCUGCUGUUUUGGCUCUUUCAUUUUAUCUAAAUGUUCCUGUAAAGUACAGAAUUGUGUUCUAUGAUUAUAUCUCAAACCUGGAACAAAUCUCAAACGUGGUCAGUUUACUUCCAACAUCGUUGAUGUUACUUUCUCUCAAUGUGCGACGGUGCUGGGUUGUGGAAAAAACGCGUUGUGACCUAGUCGUCUCCCUUCUCACCAGGUUCCUGAUGCCCGUCUGUAUAUUCCAGUGGAAGUCUUCCUAGUCUAUGCUGUAGUUAUUUUUAUAAUCUCAGGAUCUGGUGGCUUUUCUACAUGAUUAUGGUUUGAUGUAUGUUCAAAUUCAGGAGACAGUGUGUACACAUUCAUUCCAGAUUUGUCUUUGUGUGUUUGGAUGAGGAGAGACGGAUCAGUGCAGUAGGGCAGACCCCAGGCCUGUGCUAUUGACUGAAGUGUCUUUGUGUGUGCUUGGAUGAGUGACAGAUCUGUGCAGUAGGGCCUUCACAGUAGCAGCCUGUGUCGUGUGUUUUGACAGCAAAAUCUUCCACCAUUCUUGGCUGCUGACCUGUUUGGAUGUUUAUGUUAACUCUUUGAACCCCAUCAGACGCUGGGAGCAUCCAGCACUAGUGACAACUGUUUUGUUUUAUAA
Messenger RNA from Aplysia californica (California sea hare), 1492 nucleotides. RefSeq names its product mitochondrial fission process protein 1. Lineage: Eukaryota; Metazoa; Mollusca; Gastropoda; Aplysiida; Aplysiidae. Gene Ontology annotation, cellular component: mitochondrion. The coding region runs from base 135 to 638 and encodes 167 amino acids. The transcript is spliced from 3 exons. The record is from RefSeq and is a predicted model, not a curated record. Gene Ontology annotation, biological process: mitochondrial fission.